AUGUACCUGGAGAGUAUCUUCAACGUCGACAAUGGCUACUUGGAGGGCCUGGUGCGGGGCUUCAAGUGCGGCAUCAUCAAACAGGCUGACUACCUCAAUCUGGUGCAGUGUGAAACGCUGGAUGAUCUGAAGCUUCACCUGCAGUCCACUGACUACGGCAACUUUCUCGCCAAUGAAGCUUCUCCACUGAAUGUGGCCGUCAUCGAUGAUAAGCUGAGAGAGAAGUUGGUCGCUGAGUUUCAGCACAUUCGCAACCAUGCCGUGGAACCACUGUCAACUUUCCUCGACUACAUUCUGCAUUCCUACAUGAUUGAUAACAUUAUCUUGCUGAUUACCGGCACCCUGCACCAGCGCCCGCUCUCUGAGCUCAUUCCCAAAUGUCACCCACUGGGCUCCUUCGACCAGAUGGAGGCAAUUCACGUCGCCUCGACGCCGUCAGACCUCUACAACGCAGUACUUGUGGACACUCCGUUGGCUCCCUACUUUGUGGAUUGCAUUGGCGAACAAGAUCUCGACGAAAUGAACAUUGAGAUUAUCCGAAACACCGUCUACAAGGCAUAUCUUGAGUCAUUCUACAAGUUCUGCAAAGACCUCGGUGGCUCUACUGCUGAGGUCAUGUGUGAAAUUUUGGCUUUCGAAGCUGAUCGCCGUGCUUUUAUCAUAACCAUCAACUCUUUUGGAACUGAGCUCUCCAAAGAAGACCGCGCUAAGCUGUACCCAACUUGCGGAAAACUUCAUCCGUAUGGUCUUGCUUCUCUUGCCAAUGCUGACGACUACGAACAAGUGCGCUCGGUGGCAGAGCUGUAUGCCGAGUAUCGAGUCCUCUUUGAGUCCCAGUCCAAUGCUGAGAAUAAGACACUGGAGGACAAGUUCUUUGAGCACGAAGUCAAGCUGAAUGUCAACGCAUUUUUGCAGCAGUUCCACUUUGGCGUCUUUUACGCCUAUCUUAAGCUAAAGGAGCAGGAAAGUCGCAACAUCAUUUGGAUUGCAGAGUGCGUCGCACAGCAGCACAAAGCCCGCAUUGACAAUUACAUUCCCAUUUUGUAA
Messenger RNA from Rhagoletis zephyria (snowberry fruit fly), 1047 nucleotides. The record is from RefSeq and is a predicted model, not a curated record. NCBI's taxonomy places the organism in Eukaryota, Metazoa, Arthropoda, Insecta, Diptera, Tephritidae.